AUGGAGGGGUCGCGAACUAUGACACUCCUAGCGCCGCCCAGUACGGUGCGCACGUUGAACGACGAUGCCGCAACUGCAGUGCUGGAAAGGCGUUUCCGCAUACUCAGAGUAACCCAGCCACGAAGGGUCACCUGGCAGGAGGGCACCAUCGACAACGAGGGGCAGCACAAGAAGAGCAGCAAGUGCUGCUGCGUGUUCACCAGGCGCCAGCGAUACGAAGACGAGAGCUCAGACGGUAGGGCUUGA
Messenger RNA from Babesia bigemina, 246 nucleotides. Its product is annotated as protein phosphatase inhibitor family protein, putative. The record is from RefSeq and is a predicted model, not a curated record. Gene Ontology annotation, cellular component: nucleus. The coding region runs from base 1 to 246 and encodes 81 amino acids. The transcript has a single exon. Lineage: Eukaryota; Apicomplexa; Aconoidasida; Piroplasmida; Babesiidae. Gene Ontology annotation, molecular function: protein serine/threonine phosphatase inhibitor activity; protein phosphatase 1 binding.